AUGGCAAGACAUCGAAAGAGCGCUAAAAAAGACACCGAAUCAGAAAACGAAUUAGCCAUAGCUAUGAUGUUAAUGGCGAAAGUCAUAACGAAGUUUUCAGGUGCUUCCAACCAACCUAACCCGCCAAAGGUUAAGAAGGGAGGAAAAAAGCCAGCCCCAAAAGGCGAAACUAAACAAAACCAAGGAGUGAAAACACUUGGUGGCAACAAGCUAUCUCACAACCCAAAAACCCAAGUUAGCGAGCAUGUGACAGCCAAAGAUGUAAGUGAAAAAAGACGCAUUAAAAACACCAAACGCAGAGCUCGUAAGACUAAAACCCAAGCAAGCUUAAAUUUGAAAAACGCUAGUGCAGGGAGUCAGAAGACAACUCAAGACAGUGUGGCGACUGCUAUAAAAGGUAAAGGCAAAAAGAGAGCAGAACUACCUUCUAGAUACACUUUCGAUGUUCAAACGGACCAAGUGAAGACACUUCUAAUGAAUAAAUAUCCAGAGAUGUGUUCUUCCGCACCACCACCACAUAAAAAAUCUAAAAUAAUGGAAAACGUGGUAGAACUACGACCUGUAAUAGGUGAAAGAGUAGUUCAAAUGAACAAAGAAAGAUAUGAGGUUAUACCAAACGGGAAGGUAGUAGAUGGAGUAGCUGAAAAAGCACUUGUCUCUUUCAAUCGAGUAAAAAGAUUACGGGAAAAAAGAAUGAUCCAUGUCAUUCAGUGA
Strongyloides ratti is the source of this 714-nucleotide messenger RNA. RefSeq lists its product as hypothetical. Lineage: Eukaryota; Metazoa; Nematoda; Chromadorea; Rhabditida; Strongyloididae. Bases 1 to 714 code for a protein of 237 amino acids. The record is from RefSeq and is a predicted model, not a curated record. The transcript has 3 exons.